AUGGAUCCUGCGUCGUCUUCGACCGUGUCGAACGACUUUGCCAAUACUUUGAUAUCCGUUCUCCGGCUGCCGACCAGGGAACGAUUGUCGUGCAUGUUGAACGCCACGAAAGUCAUUCCAUCACCCGAAAAAUUACCCAGGGAUUGGAGAGGAUUGUGCACACUUUUGAAUUACAUAAUACCAUCAGGAUGUGAUCCAACUGACCCGAUUGGUAAAAUAUUCAAGUUUUGUGAAGCCAAAACUACUAUAGCACAUUUUAAACGGUGUCUAGAACGAAUAGACAGGUAUGAUGUUGUGGAAGAGACCGAAGAAUUAUUUAUUUCUGAUAUUAUAUAUUUUAAAGAACAAUGUGCUUUAGCAAAAUAUCCAACUCCAGAAGUACCGAACGAUUUUGACAUCAAUAACAUUACUAUAGAUGAUAUAAAUUCAUCCAAAAAUGGUCUUCCUCUUACAAGAUAUGAUGCAUUUUUACUGUAUGAUACGGCAGAUACACGAUCAGCUGCCGCUGUAGUAGACAAAUUAGAAACUGAUUUCAAGCUGAAGCUAUGCUUAAGAGAACGAGAUUUAAGACCAGGUGUUAUGUUCGAGUAUCAGUCUAUAAUAAAAUUGAUAUCUGAUCGAUGUAAUUGGUUAAUCAUUAUAGUUUCAAAUGAUUUUUCAAACAGCCCUUGGAAUAGAUUUAUUGUGAAUUAUAUACAGUCGUCAGCCAUUGAAAAACGGAAACCUAAAAUUAUUCCAUGUGUAUUUAAUGAUUGUGUAUUACCCGAAGAACUUAAAUGUUAUGUUCACUUAUAUUUUAAUAAAUAUAAUCCUUUUUGCGACCCAUGGCAAAAACUAAUGAUAACUGUGUCACCUUCUACGAAUCUAGCGUUGACCGACAGUGUGAAGCAAAAUAACAGUUACCAGAAGUUAAAAAUCGAGAAACCUGUGAAUAUCAAUACUACAAAUGUAGAUAAAAAAAAAGUGAUAAAGUUUCCGAGUGAAGAAAACAAACCGCAGCCUAAACGCAAAAGUGUUUUUGAUAGAUUAGUUAAGAAUGUCGGAAAUAUAUCUGUUAAAGUUGUUCCUAAAAAAUGGAGUGAAAAGAAAGUAAAAUGCACUAGUCUAUGA
Molecule: messenger RNA, 1110 nt
Organism: Macrosiphum euphorbiae (potato aphid)
Lineage: Eukaryota; Metazoa; Arthropoda; Insecta; Hemiptera; Aphididae
Source: the annotation of a GenBank genome assembly